GACUGUAUAUAAACGGUAGUGCCAUAACGGUAGUUAUUUCAACGAAAGUUGUAAAGUAGUAGGUGAUAAGGUGUCCCACAAGACGUUGUAAUGUGCUGCUCCUCCACACCUCGCCCCGCACUUCAGAGGCACUGUAGCCGCGUGUCUCAGCCAGAUACUUCCGUGACAAAUGUCUUCACGUUUGAACACAUCCCAGAUAGCAACACUCGUAGCCGGGCACCUGCACCACUAUCUUCACACAGACAUAAAAGCCAGCAUCCCAGGAAGCGAGUGCGAAGGGUACUUUACCCACGUAGAGUGAAGAAGUACCUACCCGCUGAGCAGAAAGACAUGGCAAAGAGAGCUCUCUUCCUGUUACUGACAAUUGUUUUCUAUCAGGUGUGUGACAAUACAGAGACCUACCCAAAGGAGGUGGUGGUGCAGACUACAGCAGCUCAGACACAGCUUCCUAAGUACCGGAUGCAUAUGGAGCAACAGCAUCAGAAGGGCCUGGAGGCGAACAUCUCCUGUCAAGAAAUUCAGACCCUACCAUCAGUGCAAAUUCCCUUCAAAUUUACAAGAGUGCUGUCAGUGAAUCAAGAAGCCUGAUAU
Messenger RNA from Protopterus annectens (West African lungfish), 591 nucleotides. Its product is annotated as radiation-inducible immediate-early gene IEX-1-like. Gene Ontology annotation, cellular component: nucleus. NCBI's taxonomy places the organism in Eukaryota, Metazoa, Chordata, Ceratodontiformes, Protopteridae. Gene Ontology annotation, biological process: negative regulation of apoptotic process; DNA damage response. The transcript has 2 exons. Bases 91 to 588 code for a protein of 165 amino acids. The record is from RefSeq and is a predicted model, not a curated record.